Messenger RNA from Drosophila willistoni, 2216 nucleotides. It is a transcript of the gene NAAT1, whose product is annotated as sodium-dependent nutrient amino acid transporter 1. Gene Ontology annotation, molecular function: L-amino acid transmembrane transporter activity. The transcript has 8 exons. NCBI's taxonomy places the organism in Eukaryota, Metazoa, Arthropoda, Insecta, Diptera, Drosophilidae. Gene Ontology annotation, cellular component: membrane. The coding region runs from base 36 to 1961 and encodes 641 amino acids. The record is from RefSeq and is a predicted model, not a curated record. Gene Ontology annotation, biological process: sodium ion transmembrane transport.
UAUAAAUUAAUUAUUUUAAUUUGUAAAAACAAAUUAUGGAAUUGAAAAACAUUGAGCAGCAGCCACAAUUGCAGAACGGCAACGGGACGGCGACGGAAAACAAUGAGAAGGGUGAACAAAAACCCACGGAAGGAGGGGAACGCACAAAUUGGGGCAAUGGCUUGGAAUUUCUGAUGUCCUGUAUAUCCGUUUCGGUGGGUUUGGGCAAUGUAUGGCGCUUUCCCUUUACGGCCUAUGAGAAUGGUGGCGGAGCAUUUCUAAUACCCUACAUAAUUGUUUUGUUUCUGAUCGGCAAACCUAUGUAUUACUUGGAAAUGAUUAUCGGACAAUUCACCAGUCAGGGCUCUGUGAAAAUCUGGUCAAUAUGCCCAUCAUUUUUGGGUGUUGGCUAUGGUCAGGCAUUUGCCACAGUUUGCAUCAUCAGUUACUAUUCAUCACUGUUGGCUCUAACCCUCUACUAUCUAUUUGUGUCCUUUCAAUCGGUAUUGCCGUGGUCCUAUUGCCGCGAUGAAUGGACAAAUUGUGUGAAUUCCAGACCGGAGGAUUAUUCGAGCACAAUGCUAGAAGCGGCCAGAAAUGCCACAUCCUCGUUGUUAAUAGGAAACGAAACCACUUCUCUAGCCGACAAUGACAGUGUUCAAUUGCAGAGUAGCUCCGAGUUGUAUUUUCUAAAUGUGGUCAUUAAAGAGAAGCUGGACAUAUCGGAUGGUGUGGGUGCUCCCGACUGGAAGCUAACUCUAGCUCUGUUAGUCUCCUGGAUUGUGACAUUUCUUGUGAUAAUGCGCGGCGUCAAGAGUUCCGGCAAGGCAGCCUACUUCCUAGCCAUCUUCCCCUAUGUGGUGCUCUUUGUACUCCUAGGCAGAGCCGUGACCCUCGAAGGGGCUGUCGAUGGCAUUAUAUUCUUUUUGCAACCACAAUGGGGAGAACUACUCAAUCCCACCGUGUGGAAGGAGGCGGUUGUGCAAUGUUUCUUUUCACUAGCCGUUAGCUGUGGACCCAUCAUUAUGUUUGCCUCAUACAAUCGUUUCGAUCACAGUAUCUACAGGGAUGCCAUGAUUGUGACCACUUUGGAUACAUUGACCAGUUUACUGGGCGGCAUCACAAUCUUUGCCAUUCUUGGCAAUCUAGCACAUAAUUUGCAAGUGGACAAUAUUCGUGAGGUGGUGCGCAGUGGCACAGGAUUGGCCUUCAUUUCGUAUCCCGAUGCUAUAUCGAAAUUUCAGGCUGUGCCUCAACUAUUCUCUGUGCUAUUCUUCUUUAUGCUUUUCGUAUUGGGCAUUGGGUCAAUUGUGGCCCUACAGAGCACCAUAGUGACAAUUAUCUGUGAUCAGUUUAAGAGUUGGAAAUAUUGGAAAGUGGCCCUGGUAACAUCCAUAUGCGGUUUUCUUUUAGGUUUGGUCUAUGUGACACCGGGUGGACAAUGGAUCUUAACUCUGGUUGAUUUCUAUGGUGGCACCUAUGUGGUCUUCAUUUUGGCCAUCUUUGAGCUGGCUGGCAUUGUUUGGAUAUAUGGUCUUCAGAACUUUUGCGAUGACAUCGAAUUCAUGUGCAACAAACGUGUUUCACUCUAUUGGCGUGUGUGUUGGUCCUUCUUUACGCCCGUAAUGAUGAUUAUUAUCUUUAUCUAUUCCAUGGCCACCAUUGAGCCGCUUAAAUAUAGUGAUUUAUAUUUCCCUCUGGCAGGCGAUAUUGCUGGUUGGAUAGUAUUUGCCAUAGGCACAGCCCAGUUUCCAUUGUGGGGCAUCUGGUACAUUUCGCAUCAUCGAAAUGGUAAUCUAUGGCAAUCAUUUGUCAGUUGCCUUAAGCCAAAUGAAAAUUGGGGACCAGCGAAUCCCGAAACGAAACAAGCUUGGUUGUUAUUCAAAAGCGAAAAGGCUCGCCAAAGGGCCAGCAAAACGCAGUCCAGUAAAAUGGGACAAUUUUGGCAGAAGGUUGGAAACUUCUGUGGCAGCAGUACCUAAAUUUCUAUAACUAAACUAAUUUGAGAUUAAAACCACCACCACCACCAACCACUAACAUUAACAUUUCGUAUUAUGUACAUAUGUAUGUAUGUACAUAGAAACCGACACAUCUAUUCUAUCCGAAUAUGUAUAAGUUCAAAAUUGAUCACAUAUCACAGCAACAAACCGGGACAAAACCAACCAAUUAUAUGAUAUGCGGUUCACAAAUUCGCCAGGAUUUAUAUAUAUAUAUUUUUUUUUGUUUCUUUCUUAUAU